This is a messenger RNA of Acaulospora morrowiae, 1139 nucleotides long. NCBI's taxonomy places the organism in Eukaryota, Fungi, Glomeromycota, Glomeromycetes, Diversisporales, Acaulosporaceae. The record is from the annotation of a GenBank genome assembly.
UCCAAACGGACAUGGAAACGAAUGGAAAAAUUGGACGAGCGGUAGUGAUGAAGUUGACGAAUUUAUUCAUGAGAUACAACGCAAUGCAAAUGAAAGCAGAGAAUUUAUUGAGUGGAUCCCUUAUGAUAAAUUCAAGAAUGUAGAAUACGUUGCUAGAGGUGGUUUUGGUUCGGUUUCCAAGGCCGUUUGGACUGAAGGAUAUGUUAAAUGGUGGGAUUGUAAAAGAAAAAUAUGGAAGAGAAGCGGAGAAGAUUCAUGGGAUGGAUACGAAGUGGCUUGUCUAAAAAGCCUUGAUCAUUUUUCGAAGGAAUUUUUUCAAGAGAUCAAGAAUCAACUUAAGUUCAGAAAAAGCAAUAAUGCAAUUGCGGUCUAUGGUAUCACUAAAAAUCCUGAGGGAGGUGACUUUGUGAUGGUUAUGCAGUAUGCAGAAAAAGGAAGUCUCAGAUCAAUGUUAAACGAAAACUACAAUAAGUUAAAUUGGAAAAAAAAGUUAGAUAUCUUGCGAUUUAUUGCUAGUGGUCUUUCUGAAAUCCACAAAGAAGGUCUGGUUCAUAAAGAUUUUCAUUCGGGUAACAUAAUGAUGGCCGACGAAAGUGCUUCGUAUAUCACAGAUUUUGGCUUAUGCAAACCAAUAAUUUCAAAUCCGACUAGAGAUAAUAAGAUUUUUGGUGUGCUUCCGUAUGUUGCUCCAGAAGUACUAAGAGGGAAAGACUACACUUCGGAAUCAGAUGUAUAUUCCUUUGGGGUCAUCAUGACCGAAGUGUUUACCGGGUAUCCGCCUUAUCAUGACGUUUCCAACGAUGUACACCUUAUGCUUUCUAUUUGUAACGGUCUUCGCCCAAGAAUCAGACGCCCGGUUCCCAGACUUCUUUUGGAUUUGAUACACCGAUGUUUGGAUGAAAAACUCGAGAAUCGCCCAUCCUCGAGUGAAUUGACGAGAACCCUAAAACGUUACUAUGUUGAUGUAAAUCUCGAAAAUGAGGAAUCGGAGAUAUAUAGACAAGUUAUAUCUAUUGAGGAAGAUAUUGCGCGUUCACAACAAGAUUAUUCGAUCGAUUUCUCACAACUUAAUUCUGAUACCCACUCUACAGCUGUAUAUACAAGUCGUCUUUUGCCUAGACCUGAUUUAUUUAGUGCAG